AUGUGUCACAAGGAGCCGUCAGCGGUGGUUCACUUUGAGACUAUGCCUGCAUACCAGAGAGAUGAUUUGGUUCCUGAUAUCCGUGUGGACGACACUCAUUUGUAUGGAAAGUACAAGGGUUGUUUAUUGGUAGCAAUUUCACAAGAUGAAAAUAACAAUAUUGUCCCAAUUGCAUUUGCCAUAGUGGAGGGAGAGACUGCUGAGGCGUGGUACUUUUUUCUAAGUAACUUACGCCAACAUGUGGUGACACAUGAUGGUAUAGGACUUAUAUCUGAUCGACACGAUUCCAUCAGGUCAGCUAUUGCUCGCAGUAAUAGGGCUUGGUCUCCUCCUAGAGCUUUCCAUAUGUUCUGUAUCAGGCAUAUUGAGUCGAAUUUCUUGAGGAAGUUCAAGGCACCUUACCUGCAGAAGCUUAUCGUCAAUAUCGGAUAUUCAAGGACGAUUCGGGAGUACCAGAUGCGCUAUGAACGACUACGCGAACGGGGUGAAGCUUACACCAACUGGCUUGACAGGAUCCCGCGGUCACAGACCAUCAACCUUGUGGAGUGCAUCGACUCCGUAUUGAAGGGGGCUCGCAAUCUCCCAGUCACCGCCCUUGUGAAGGCUACAUUUUACAGACUGAAUGAGUUGUUCACUAGGAAGAGAGCCGAGGCUGAGGCUCGCAUUAAUGCUGGGCAUGUGUUCUCUGAGCUUGUGACCUUUGACCUAUGCCGACAGCGUUGCGACUGUGGUGAAUUCCAGGUUGAUAGAAUUCCGUGUCGACAUGUGUUUGCUUGUUGUGCAAAUCAGCGGUUGGACUAG
This is a messenger RNA of Arachis ipaensis, 801 nucleotides long. NCBI's taxonomy places the organism in Eukaryota, Viridiplantae, Streptophyta, Magnoliopsida, Fabales, Fabaceae. The record is from RefSeq and is a predicted model, not a curated record.